CGAAGUUUAGCAUUGGCAGAAUGGGAAAUGUUAAUGACAAUGCAACACCAACGGGGAAUGCGUUUACCACUCAAAGGAAGGAAAUACGCAAGGCAAAUUCUCCGAGAACAGUGAGGUGUCCGCUGUAUCCUCAAGCGGAACACACUGUUGGUCGAAAUGGAGCCAAAGAGGGGUCGAUUGAUCGGGACACUAGAACGGAAGAAAGCGUUUCCGUUGAUCGUGCUGGGCGCAAGCAGAACCAUGAAACUGUUGCUUUGCCAGUGAUAAGAGAAGAGGUCGUGAUAGGGGAUGCAUCAGCCUCUGAAAAUUCUCUCACGCGUGAGGAUGAGGUAGCAGCGCGAGAGGAAGGAAAUUUUGGUGAAGUGCAGGAAGGAACAGAUCGCAUUUUUGCCGUAAAAAGUAUCUGUUACUUCUGUGUCAGGACAAAGGAAUGAUGCGGUGUACCCCCCGCCUCCUUUUACGUUUGCUGUAGGUGAAGCGGCGAACUACCUGUCACCAUUUACUCGGUCGGUCGGUAGGGAUUUGACGAUGGACCGACAUCGACAUAUGACUCGAGUGCAAGUGUUCGCGGGGGCAAGGGCGACCAAGAUGAUGUCGUGGGAGGCUCUGUUGGAUACGGGAAGUCCGGCAUCGUUUGUACAAGAAAGUGGCGUUCAGACGGUUGUGGCAGAGGGUGCCUCCGCACAUUCGAGACGUCCAUUUCGACUUCAAUGCGAAACUGUGGGAGCCGGAGGACAUUGACAAACUAAGGACGAGGCAGAACACGUGCGCGACCUGGAGAGGUUUUUCGAGCGCAUGGUCAAGUUCAACCUGAAACUGGCACCCAAGAAGACGAACCUAGGGGUGAAGGUGGUGACGUUCUUGGGACAUCAAGUCACGGCGGAAGGGAUCGGGCCGGGCCCGGAAAAGGUCAGACCGCUGCGUGAAGUGCCAAUGCCCACUAAUGUUGGCCAGUAGCGAUCGUUGCUGGGGUCCUUGUCGUACUAUCGAAAGUUCCUGAAGAACACGUCGGCAAAAUUGAAACCGAUCAGUGCGAUGCUGAACAAGGGGGCGAAGUUUACGACCACGGCUGAUCAUGUGGCAGUAGUGAGGAAAAUGAUGGAUGCUCUGUCUGGCCCUGAAGUUCUGGCAUUUCCGUGUUAUGAAGGUGCAACCUCGGGAAAGCGGCCGUUUUGGUUAACCGCUGAUGCGUCGAUUUCGGGCUUGGGAGCCGUAAUCGAGCAAGAGCAACGCGAUGGAAGUAUUAGACCGCUAUGCAUUUUGAGCAGAUCAUCAUUCGCGAAUGAAACGAGAUUGAGUCCGACUGAGCUUGAAGCGGGUGCGAUAGUGUGGGCGAUAAAGAAGAAUCGAACACUAUUUUGGUUUAAUGGCAUCCCCUUUGAAGUGUACAGCGACCACCAACCCUUACGGAAAUUGGGGAGUUUGGCAGAGAAAAAUGAUCGCGUACAGAGGUGGUAUGACUUCCUGUCAGCGUACACGUAUGAACAGAAGUUUCGACCAGGGCGAGAGGAUGCAAAUGCCGAUUUGAUGUCACGGCUGCCAUUACCUGCGACGAAAGAGGAUGAGGCACCAGAUGUCAGGCUAACUGGUCCGUCUGAUCUCGAUCUUUGUAUGAUAGGUGCGAGCGGGGUGCUACCUU
Molecule: messenger RNA, 1639 nt
Organism: Ectocarpus sp. CCAP 1310/34
Lineage: Eukaryota; Phaeophyceae; Ectocarpales; Ectocarpaceae
Source: the annotation of a GenBank genome assembly